Messenger RNA from Owenia fusiformis, 4151 nucleotides. NCBI's taxonomy places the organism in Eukaryota, Metazoa, Annelida, Polychaeta, Sabellida, Oweniidae. The record is from the annotation of a GenBank genome assembly.
CAUCACAAAUGGGAGAAAGUUCCAAUGUCAUGAGCCCCAUGGCAUCACAAAUGGGAGAAACUUCCCAAGUAAUGAGCCCCAUGGAGCCUCAAAUGGGAGAACAUACCAAAGGAAUGAGUGCUUUAGAACCACAAAUGGGAGAACAAUCUUUAAAGCAAGAUCCCUUACCACCUGUAGACCCUCUUUCAGAUAAAAAGGCCUCUGAUCCUGUAUUGGAUUCAUCAGAUAGUGCUCAAAACAUUGAAUCUUUGACUCAACUUAAGACUUUGAGUUCAGAAGUUUCUCCCCAAAAUUCUGACCCUAAACAAGAUCCAAAGCUCAUAGGCACAGUGGACGAGGAGUCAAAAGAGAACAAUGCUAAAACUGAAAUACGUACCCACACAGAUGACCCCUCUGCAGAAGUUACAAAUGAUUCUAUUGAUAAACUCACUCUGCACACAGAGCAACAGGACACUGUGAAUAAUAUGCCACUUGUUAUGGAUCCAACUAUCCCUGGCCAUGACAAUGACCCGAUAAAAGAAAGUCAGGAAGCACCAAAGAAUGGACUCACUGGAGCAACCAUUGUAAAAGAGACAACUGUUGAUAUGCAACUAAUUAGUGUUACUCAUGAGGUAUCUACACUGGAUGAGGCUCCAACAAAUGGGGCACCUGUUGAUGACUUAGCAACUGGUGCAUUAGAUACUUCAGGGUCUACUUCAACUGAACCUGUGACUUCUCAAUGUACUUCCGUAUCCAUGCAGCCCUCAGAAAAUACUACUGCACCAAGCAUCAAUUUGCCUCAAAGUGACAGUGUGCCUAGCAUCAUCACUGUUCCUAGCAGCAUCAGUGUGCCUAACAACAUCAGUGUUCCCAGUAGCAUCAGUUUACCUAGCAACAUCGAUGUGCCUAGCAGCAUCAGUGUGCCGAGCAGUCUUGAUGAUAUGAAUACUUUUGACAGUAUACUUCAAUCAAAAUACACGGACAAUAAAUCUAACGGCAUCUUAUCAAGCUUUGGUGACACUACAUCCAAGUUCAAAGAUCAGCUUGGUUCGACAAAUGAUCUUGACCUGGAUAAUAUUAUCAACGAUCUAGAACCAACUGCUUUGGCUAACAUGAAAAUGAUUUUCCCCGAUCCAAAAUCUAGUGACUUGGGCAUGCCAAAUGUGCCCCAAUUGCCAACUGAUCUCAACUCGAUUAGUCCUUCUAUGUCAUCUAUACUAGAGAGUCCUGCUAAAUCUAGCCAAGAGCUGAAUAUGCUGCUUGGCAAACCAUCAGACUCACCAAUGAGGAACUUCAUGGAGAAACCUAGUGGCCCAAAGGUUAUACCACAGAUUACUCGCAGUUUAGAGUUUGACGCAGCGUCUAGAUUAGACCAGGCUGAGUUGUUUCCUGAUAUGAGUGCACCUGAUAUUCCACCAGCUAGUGACGUAACAGUCCCAGAGUUAUGUGUCGUGAGCAUGUACUGGAAUGAUCUGCCUGGUUUGAUGAUCAAUAAUAAACCAUAUGUGAGAUUAGUUGAUAUAUACAAGCAGGUUCUCCCAGCAAAGGAUACAUCAAUCUUGAAGAAAAGAUGUCAAACUCUAGGCUUACCCAUAGCAUGCUGUAGCGAGAUGCAGCGUGAUUUCCUCGUACGUUACGCCAAUGCUGCUCAGUCGAAAAGCACAGUAAUCGUUGUUAAGGAGGUAGCUGAAGAGCUGAUUGGUUACUACUAUAAUCCCAAACCUAGAGCUCUAUCAACCAAUCGUAGUGAAUCUUCUGAGCAUCAUCCGGGUGUUCUGUCAGGAGAUGAAUCAGAGCAUCACACAGGUGGUAAAUCUUACCCAGGAGGCAAAGGAAAAGGCAAGGGUGGGAAAGGCAAGAAUAGGCAUGGUGGGAAACAUGGACCUGUGAAGGACAAAACAGAAGGAAAAACAAAGAGUGAGGCCGAUGUCAAGCCAGUUAUCAAGAGAGUCAAGAAGAAUCUCCCAUCUCCCCUACCUCUGAAAGUGUCAAAGAGAAACCGAGUGAAGCGCUUUGACUAUGCUCAUCCUUGCAUAGUGGACAGUGACUUUGAAGGAACUGAUUCAAGUGGAAUCAAAAUGAAGAUUAAGAUUCAUUCAGAUGCUGAAAACCCAAAUGAUGAGAACACAAAGCCAGUAAAUCACUCCACAGAACUGUCCCAAUCUGAAGCACAUCUAAAAGAGUACGAAGCAUUUUUGAAGAAGCGACAGCAAAUACUGAGCAACAAAAAACUGAAAACAUCCAAGGGUUUUAAUGUGAGUGACAGUGAGGAAACCAUGGAUACCAGUUUUUCAACCAAUGGGAGUGAUACUGAUGAUUAUUGGAAUCCAGACACUGUGACGUCACUGAAGAAAAAAGCAAAAUUGAGUCCUAAAUCCAAACUUGGCAAAAAGGAUAAGACUGCUAUGUUGAGCUGCAAGAAACAGAUACAGCUUUUGAAGCGGAAACAGAAGGACUUGUUAAAGAAGAAGAAAAAGUUAUUGAAAAUGAGAGCUAAAAAACGGAAAUUAAAGCUGAAAGAGUUAUUGAAAAACCAGAGGAAAUCAAAGAAGAGGAAAUACGUCAAGACUGGGUUUUACACAAAAGCAAGUAAAAUGAUGAGAAGACAACUUGAAAAUGGGAAUAUGCUACACGUAUCUGUCCCAUCCCAUCUUAGUGAUCGGGGUAAUCUACCACUUUCUGGGAAUGCCGUACUUCAUGUGCCCAUCAAUGAUGGUGUAAAUACAUCCUCCAAUCCUAUUCAGCCAAGUGAUAACAUUUCAAUCCUUCAUGGACAAAUGAAUAAUGUCAUGGAAGUUGUACCUAAUACAGACCCAAGUGCUUAUCCUACUGUGAUUGAAACAAUAGCAAAUGAAGAGACACUGACCACUAGUUUCCCAAGCCCUCCUUCAGUGAUAGCCAAUGUGAGCAUCAAUGACUAUGUGCCCUCAUCUGAUGGGAGCCUCCAAGUUGGUGAAACAUGUGAAAUACAACAGACAAUUCAAUGUGGGAACAUCACUCCCAAACCAUGUAUGGUUGAGAUUGAAAUCAAACGACCAUUAGAGAUUGUCCAUCGGGAUCGCACUCAUAAAAAAGAUCAACGGGGAAUGUCUCAAGAUGGUGACAUUUUCCUUCACUUGUAUAAAUCUAAGAAUGCCCCUUGUGUGCAGUGUCGGUCUUGUUGCAGUUUUUUCUCUCUGGGGAAAUUUGUCGAUCACCUGCAUGAUCCCAAAAACAUGGAUAUUAUUCUCGAAAGGAAAAUCCCCCAGAGGCUGGAGUUACGAUCUACAGACAUUAGCGAACUUGAAAUGAAGCAGUGGGAAGAAUUUAUCAAGUUAAGAGAUGGCUUUGAGAAAAAAAGUCAAGAAAUAAAAAAACAGGAAAUGAAAAAUCAGGAGAAAAAGAAUCUGGAGAACAAAAGUGAAGAAACACAAAGUCAGGAAACUCCAUCAGAAGGAUCGCCUGAUGUUGCAUCAGUCGCACAAAAACUUAACUUUGAGACUAAACUCAGGGACAAACCAGUUAGAAAAAAGAAAGAGGAACCAGCCAAUCAAAUUACACGUCAUAGUUCCAGGACUCGCAAAAUUAAGAAACUCCAUCCAAUCGAAAGUUACGAAUUCUCCAGUGUCACUUCUACCUCAAGAGCUGGUAGUAGUGGGGAAAAGAAAAACAGUCCAAAAGUUGAAUUUUGUGAAACACAAGUUCCUGAACUUGAGUCCAAACUUACAAAAAGAGAAGCUGCAAAAGAAAUGGCCAAUAUGCCCAUGAACAUCUCCCCCAGCAAGAAAAUGAGACUUGAGAGUAGUGCAAAAAAUGAGCAAACCAGACCAGAUAUUGUAGAAAAGCUGGACUUGAGAGUUUCAACUUCGACAUAUGGCACAAGAAGUGCUAUGAAAUCAAAAAAUAAAGUAUUGAUUCAGCAAAACAAACAUCUAGAUUCAAGCUUAACUGCUUUGAAUAUGGACACCUAAAUCUAUAUAUUGUUACAAACUGUUUUAUUAUUGUUUUAAGAUACCAAACAUAAAGUUCUUGGUAUGUUAUAUAACAGUGGACUUUUACACCCUAAAUGUACAUUGAAAAAUUGUUAUAGUUUUAUCGUUCAAUUUUGAUUUCAUUAAUUGAAAAAGAUGAUACAUUAUCGACACCUAGUGUAAUUGUUAUCAUAGUAGUAAAUACAAGGGUUGUUCAAAAAG